AUGGCUGUACGAGAGCUUUUAUUCGAUUUCUUACAUGGUUCCGGGGUGUUUACCGUCCUCAAGUCGUCCCGUGAUGUCAAAUAUCUUUUUGCCCAGCGCUUCUUUCGUCUCUUUGCCUAUGGAGCAACUUUUCUGAUCCUUGUACAGUUCCUCACAAGCAUCGGAGUAUCAGACAGACUGGCUGGACUCUUCAUGACGCUGACUAUGCUGGGCGAUGCUGUGAUCAGCUUUGUAUUAGUCCUAAUUACCGACCAAGUUGGGAGGCGAAAAGUUCUUGCUCUAGGCGCCAUCCUGAUGACAACGAGUGGUGUGGUGUUCUCAUUCAGCAGCAUAUACUGGUUACUCCUCCUCGCGGGUGUCGUUGGAGUCAUCAGUCCAAGUGGUAAUGAGAUCGGCCCCUUCCGCGCGGUCGAAGAGUCAAUCCUUUCUCAGCUUACUGAGAAAGAUGAUCGCAGUGAUAUUUUCGCAUGGUAUACCAUGUGUGGCACCGCCGGCGCUGCCCUAGGAACUAUCACGAGCGGUUGGAUUGUCCAGAUUGGGUCGAGUAAGGUCACAGGAAAUGAAGUCAAAGCAUAUCGCAUCGUCUUCGUCCUCUACACUGCGCUUGGAGUUGUUAAGCUUGUUCUUACGCUGGCGCUCAGUCCCAGCAUUGAGCUUCCCGAUCGGAGUCACGCAUAUCAAGAAGUCAUUGAACUGGAGAAUGAGGAUUUACUUUCCCACACGUCAUCUCCACGAACCUCCACGGAAGAAACGCCCUCAAGUGUCGCAGAACCAGACCUGGUGGAAGCACAGCAGACGCUCACCUCACCCAAGUACACACCCGUUCGGCGACUUCGCGCAUUGCUUCCCCAAAUAUCUCAGAAAUCGCUCCUCAUACUAUUCCGCCUUAUCUUCCUCUUCGCAUUAGACUCGUUUGCAUCAGGCAUGGCAUCACCAUCCUGGCUUACUUACUUUUUCACUACAUUCCACGGUAUUGAGCCUGCCACUCUAGGUGCUCUGUUCUUUACGACCAAUAUCCUCGCUACACUAUCCAAUUUUGCCGCUCUCCCUCUCGCCCGGCGCCUCGGUCCCUUGAAGACGAUGACAUUCACACACCUCCCGUCUGCAAUAUUCCUCGCACUCAUACCAAUUCCCAAAGCUGGAGGAUGGGGCACGCUAAUUGCUAUGGCUCUUCUGAGCCUCAGGGCGUGUACGCAAAGCAUGGAUCAAGCACCUAGACAGGCAUUCUUAGCAGCUGUUACGAAAGCAGAGGAAAGGACUGCGAUCCUUGGUGUUGUGAACAUCGUAAAGACAAUUGCACAGGCCGGUGGCUUAGGUAGCUCAGGAGAGCUGGCGGCGAGGAAGUCGUGGCGUAUCAUGCUGGGAAGUGCUGGUCUAAUGAAGGCGGUGUACGACUUGUUAAUCCUGUGGACAUUUCUGGGUGUACCAGACAGAGAAGAUGAGCAGAGGUAG
Mytilinidion resinicola is the source of this 1452-nucleotide messenger RNA. Its product is annotated as major facilitator superfamily MFS1. The coding region runs from base 1 to 1452 and encodes 483 amino acids. Gene Ontology annotation, molecular function: transmembrane transporter activity. The record is from RefSeq and is a predicted model, not a curated record. Gene Ontology annotation, biological process: transmembrane transport. NCBI's taxonomy places the organism in Eukaryota, Fungi, Ascomycota, Dothideomycetes, Mytilinidiales, Mytilinidiaceae. The transcript has 2 exons. Gene Ontology annotation, cellular component: fungal-type vacuole membrane.